AUGGCAUCCGAUAAUAGUAAGAAGUUGCGCGCCGAGCUAUUUGAGGCCGGCCUCCAAACCCGUCGGGAAGUGGUCGGGGAAGCCUACGUUGAGACUGCCUUGCGCAAUGGGUCUAGCGAGUUCGCCUAUGCCCAACAAGAGCUGAUUACGGAGUGGGCUUGGGGGAACAUCUGGUCACGCCCAGGCUUGGAGCGCAAGCAGAGAAGCCUUCUCAACAUCGGCAUGCUCAUUGCUCUCAAGAGUUGGGCCGAGUUCGGCAUCCAUAUCCGGGGCGCCAUCAGGAACGGGCUUACCGAGCUCGAGAUUCGUGAGGCGAUCCUGCAGGCGACCGUCUACUGUGGUGCACCAGCUGGCGUCCAGGCCAUGAAAGUGGCCGAUGAGGUGAUCAAAGACAUGAUUGAAAAGGGAGAGCACCAGAGACAGUUGGCGGAGGUCUCGCCGAGCUACAAGAAAUCCGAGUAG
This is a messenger RNA of Colletotrichum higginsianum IMI 349063, 462 nucleotides long. RefSeq names its product Carboxymuconolactone decarboxylase. Gene Ontology annotation, molecular function: peroxiredoxin activity. Bases 1 to 462 code for a protein of 153 amino acids. The transcript is spliced from 3 exons. NCBI's taxonomy places the organism in Eukaryota, Fungi, Ascomycota, Sordariomycetes, Glomerellales, Glomerellaceae. The record is from RefSeq and is a predicted model, not a curated record.